Molecule: messenger RNA, 1578 nt
Organism: Sebastes umbrosus (honeycomb rockfish)
Lineage: Eukaryota; Metazoa; Chordata; Actinopteri; Perciformes; Sebastidae
Gene: chchd6a
Product: coiled-coil-helix-coiled-coil-helix domain containing 6a
Exons: 9
Coding region: 151-939 (262 amino acids)
Cellular component (GO): mitochondrion; MICOS complex
Source: RefSeq, a predicted model, not a curated record
CGGAUCCCAUCUGUCACACAUUUUGUCAUUGAGCAGCAGAACACUAACAGUUGAUCUCUAACAGAGGAGCUAACAUCUAACAUCAAUUCAUGACAGUAACAUUAUUCUACAGAAGAUAAUUUGCAAAGCUGUCACUUACCACCAGCAAACAUGGGCUCGGGAGAGAGUACGACCAGGAAAGUGUCUUUCGGUGUGGAUGAUGAGGACAGAGUCCGGAUUCUUCGGGGAGUGAAGCUGUCAGAAGAUGUUCUCCAGAGGAUGAAAGGAGUAGCCAAUAUUGCUCCAGAACGCACAUCCUCAUCAACCUCAAGCCCUCCGAAAGACACAGGUGCUCCUCGCAGCCCCAGCUCCAGCUCCAGCUCUCGACCCCAGCAGAGCCCACAGCACCGGGCACCACCUAGUACCCAGUCCAGCACCAGCAAACCAGCCUCCUACGCUAAGGACGAGCAGAGAAGGUAUGAACGGCAGCAGACAAUACUGAAGGAGGAAUUGGCCAAAGUGGCACAAAGAGAGAAGGAGGCAGCAAGGGAGGAGAUGACAAAAGCCAUGACCCGGGAAAGACAACACAAACGCCAGGAAACAGAGAACGCCAAAAAACUGUCUGCAGAUGAGAUAAAUGUGAUGGCUCAGCAGCUACAGAAGAAAGAUUCACAGCUGAAAGCGUUGGAUGCCUUCUACAAGGAGCAGCUGGAACAGCUGGAGAAGAGGGGUUCGGAAAGAUACGAACAGAGCAAGGACGAAUUCCACCAAGCCGCCUCCAAGACGGAAGCAAACGUGAGGUCUCGCAAUACAGACCCGGUGUGUUCUGGCCUGCAGGCUCAGAUUUUAUCUUGCUACAGGGAGAAUAGAGACCAGACCCUGAGGUGUUCAGACCUGGCCAAAGAAUACCAGCGGUGUAUCAAUGCUGCAAAGAAGAACCUGCUGGUCAAUCACGGAUGAAGAGAGGGAGGAAAAGGGUAAAACUGUUAUUUGAAGUAGGCUUUUACUUUGGCACUAAGAGCGACACUUGUCGCUUUCCUGUUUCGAAUUCUGAGAGAGUUGAUUUUAUUUUAGCAUGCGUUGUUUUUAAAACGUUUAUAUUAUGCUAUUUAUCUGCAGUAUCAUCCGGUAAAGUCGCUCUAUUAUUCUGCACUGCUACAUUCUACAGGGAAGCUUUUGAGAGAGAAAUGAGUGUGUGUAUUCAUGGUCUGAGUCAGUACACUUUCAAUUCAGUCAUUCACAAGAUCAGCUGAAAGUAUUUUUAAGAUUUGGGUUGUAAAGAUCCAUUCAGGGUCAGUCCUCCAUCAUCUGAAUGUGAAAUUCAGUUUACAUCCAAACUUCUGCUUCCUUUGUUGGGAUGAAAAAUAAGAAAAUCAUUUCAGGUGUGAGAUGAAUGGAGGGCAUCGGUACCGUCCUUGUUUUGAUCUCUGGCUGAAAAAAAAAAAAAAAAGAGCUAAUUGAGUUUUAUUGUUUUUGAGUUUUAUGGUUUUGUAUUUUUUUAAUGACACAGGAAUAAGCUGAGGUAAUCCUGGCCAUGAUUUCAAUUCAUCAGACCUGUGAUGUAUUGUAUGAUUUUAUUAAAUGAUUCAUAUCCGGUGA